Molecule: messenger RNA, 1806 nt
Organism: Chenopodium quinoa (quinoa)
Lineage: Eukaryota; Viridiplantae; Streptophyta; Magnoliopsida; Caryophyllales; Amaranthaceae
Exons: 8
Coding region: 1-1806 (601 amino acids)
Source: RefSeq, a predicted model, not a curated record
AUGAUAAAUGAUGAUUGGAUUAAUGUGUUCCCUGGUUCUUAUGUUUAUUAUAGCUCUGAAUUGUGGUUUGACCAUUGUCCAAGCAUUAUUCACUUUAAGGAGGAAGUAAGAACUGGUCCUAGACCUUUUAAAUUUUUUGAUAUUUGGGGAAGUCAUCUUGAGUUUUGGGAGCUAGUGAAGCAUGUUUGGGACAAAGUUGUCAUUGACAGGAAGUUGUUUCAAGUGGUUAAGAAGCUCAAGGAAGUCAAGAGAGCUUAUAAAAGGGUUGUGGCUAUUAAAGAUAUGCGAGAUUGUUGGUGUAAUGAUAAGAAUGAUAUAUCAAGGGCUAUCACUGAUUAUUACAAGUGGCGUCUUGGUUCUGAGAACCCUUGUGAUGUCAAAGAUGAGAUUAGGAAGGUGAUGUUUGGUAUUCAUGGGAUUAAAGCUCCAAGUCCAGAUGGCUUUAACAGCUCAUUUUUCAAGAUUGGGUGGGAUGUUUUUGGUAAUGAUGUGUGUGAGUGUGAUCAUCCAGUUGCUGUAACUGACUUCAGACCAAUAGCAUGCUGCAAUGUAGUGUACAAAGUGAUCACUAAUCUCCUCUGCAAUAGGUUGAAGAAAGUUCUACCUGAUAUUAUUGCCCCAAACCAAUAUGAUCUUCUGGGUAAGUAUAAAAGAAAGAGCUCUCCUCCUGGGUGCAUUUUCAAGAUUGAUGUUAGAAAAGCCUAUGAUUCUAUGAAUUGGGGCUUCCUUGAAGAUAUGUUGGCUGCUUUAAAGUUUCCUGAUCAUUUCUGUAAGAUUAUAAUGGAAUGUUUUAGAACUCCUAUCUUUUCUCUUGUUAUUAAUGGAGAAGUUAAGGGAAUCUUGCAUAAAAUUGGUGAUCACAAGGACUAUCACUUUCAUCCCAGAUGCAGGGGGAUUAAGCUUAAUCAUCUUGUGUUUGCAGAUGAUUUGAUUGUUAUGUGUAGCAAUGAUGAGAAAUCUGCUGAGCUUAUUUUAAGAGGCUUUACAACAUUCGCUGCUGCUUCUGGUCUGAUAGCUAAUGAGGACAAGUCUAAUGUCUAUUUCUGCAAUGUGCCUAAGGAAGUAAAGGAUAGAAUUAUAAGCUUUUCUGAUUUUAAGAAGGGCUAUCUUCCUUUUAAAUAUUUGGGAGUACAAGUUAAUGCUAAGAAACUCUCUGUUGAUGAUUGUCAGAUUUUGAUCAAUAAGGUGUUCGAUGGAGUUAUGGUUGUGUGUAGAAAUUUCUUAUGGGAUGGUAGGGAUGUUUUCUUUAGAACUUCUCCUAUUGCUUGGGAUAUCAUCUGUAGACCUACGAAGCAGGGUGGCUUAGGUGUUCAUGACUGUCACAUAUGGAAUGUUGUUGCAAUGGGAAAGUAUGUGUGGGACAUUGCUAAUAAGAAUGACAGCUUGUGGUUAAGAUGGGUUUGUCACCAUUACAUAAAAGGCAGAAGUUGGAAGAGAGUGGGCUAUCCUGGGCAAGCUAGUUGGAAAUGGAAGCAAAUCUGGAAGAUUAAGGAGAAAAUUAAAGAUGAGUUUGCUGGAAAUGUUUGGAAGCAUAAUCAUGGUGGUUAUACUGUGGCUAGUGCUUACAGAUGGAUGCAGAAUGAUAAUCCUGAAGUUCCAUGGUGCAAUAUGCAAGAAACUUGUUCAGCUUCUGCAGGGAAAGGUGCCCAGUUUCUCAUAAUUAGUUCUCUACUUUGGAGGAUUGCAAUACUUAGUGUUGGAAGGCUAAAAAUAGAUUCCAGAAGGUUGUUCAGCAUGCUCUUUGUUCUGCACUCAUUUACAGCAUCUGGCAGUAAGGAAAUGAGGCUGUGUGGAAGAGUAGAUUGA